AAUCAUAUAAUUCGAGGGUUGAAGGGCUCAGAAAAUGUUUAAGAAAACAGUUAUUUUCCUUGGCCACAAAAGGCCUCAUAAUGAGCUGGGAUAAAAAUGAUAUCAUCAUAGCCACUUAAACCCUAAUCAAACCCAAACCAAUUUGCAAAACACAAUUAAACACACCAAAAAUUGAGAAGAUUUCAUAAUCAAUACGAACAAAAGAUAAUAAAAGGUUCAGAUACAUGUAUUGAACAUAGUUGUACUCCUAGACCACAAAAGGCCUCAUAGAGCUGGGAUUAUAUGUUAUCAUCACCACCCGUAAUCACACAAAUUCGAAACAAAAGAAUCAAAUUCAAGAAAACCCAUCAACACUGUAAACGAAAGAGCCAGACGGACGAAUUUGAUUGACAAGUAACAACAAUCUUUAAUGGAGACGAGAAGUGAUGAAGUCAAAAGCUGGGAGACGCUGAUUUAUAAAAACAACUUAGGGUUUUUCAUACCAAAUUGUCAGGCCCAGUAAGGAUACAUGAAAGCUCGGCCCAUACUAAGGCCUAAUGACAAGCCCACCAAAGCUUGGUAGUAGUUCCGAUGCUCUGUGAACACUAUUCACCUAACUAUCCGGGUUCUCGAAGGUUUUGUCACGUUCCUCUCUUUUUGUCACUUUUGGUUUAGCUUGUUACUAAUUAGUUUGGUAAGUCUUUAAAGAUGUUUUCUUUUGUUUUGUGUUAGAUUCUGUAGACUGUAACAACGAUACAUCGGGGUUUGUUUCCUUCUCAGAGAUGGACAGAAUCAGUGAGUUGUCUGAUGAAGUGCUUGUUAAAAUACUACUAUUUGUUCCGACAAAAGUUGCUGUGUCCACAAGCAUUUUGUCGAAACGGUGGGAGUGCCUUUCGAUGUGGUUGCCCAAACUUGAGUACGGUCAUAGAGAUUGUUCAGAGCCCGAAUCCAAGAGGCUGCAGUGUUUUCUUGACCGGAAUCUGCCGUUACAUAGAGCUCCGGUUAUCGAAAGCUUCCGUCUUCAAUUAAUUAGCUCACGUUUUAAACCGGAGAAUAUCAAUUUGUGGGUUGCAAUAGCUGCUUCUCACUGCCUACGUGAGCUUGAGAUUUUAUACGAGUCUGAUCCUGAUAAGCCAAUAAUAUUGCUGAGUAGCUUGUUUACUUGCAAAUCGCUAACGGUCUUGAAACUGGAUGGGGAUAUCAUCUUGGAUGUUCCUCGAAUGGUCUCUCUUCCCUCUCUCAAAACUCUGAGACUUCAUAAGGUGAUAUACUCUAAGGACGAAACUCUUCAACGGCUUCUAUCUAGUUGCCCAAUUCUUGAAGAUGUAGUGGUUGGUUUACGUGAGAAUGACACUAUGGGAAAGCUGAUAGUUGCUGUCCCAUCUUUGCAGAGUUUGUCAUUCUAUAUACCCUGGAGUAAUGAUAUAGAUGGGUUUGUGAUAAACACUCCUGCUUUAAAGUAUUUCAAACUUAUGGAUCGUAAUUAUAGGAGCUACAACUGUUUGAUUGAGCAUAUGCCUAACCUGAUCGAGGCACAUUUAGAUGUUGAACUCGACGAUAUGAAGAGUAUUAUUGGAUCAAUCACAUCUGUCAAGCGUCUUACAAUAUGUUGUUCACAGACUAUGCUUGAUCAAGGUUUUGUCUUCAACCAACUUGAACAUUUGGAUCUAUGUUUAUGCGCACCGUUGUUCCCGGAUCAACUUUUCCGACUGCUCAAAGCUUCUUCUAAGUUAAAGAGACUACACCUUUUCUUCAUGAAUAGUGAUCAUUAUCCUCAAGAAGAUAUGGACGACUGGAAUCAACCAAGUACUGUUCCUGAAUGUAUAUUGUCGAGUCUACAAAGUCUCAGCUGGUCGAAAUACACAGGAGAACCACAAGAGAGAGAGGUUGUGGUUUACAUUCUGAAACAUGCUCUUCACUUAGAAACUGCAACAAUCAAAUCAUUUGAGUCGGAAGUUCCAAAAUUUGAGAUGUUGAAGGAGUUGGCACUUUCUUCUAGAGCUUCAGCUACAUGCCAACUCAUGUUUGAGUGAGUAUUUUGAUCUUUAAAACUGGUCAUGUUCUUCAACUUCUUGUAUUCCUCGUACUCGUCGGUCUGUCUUCAACUCAGAUAAGUUGUUUUCUACCAUAGAUUUUCUUUCUAUAUGUUAAGAGCUAAGUUAUAUGAUCUUUUCAUAGUUAUGGUUUAAGGACAGACUCGGAGAAGAUAAACAUUGUAACUGAAGAAAAGAGAACAAAAAAAGCAAUUGAUGCAUUGAUAAGUAUCCUAUGUUGGAGCCACUAAAAAAGGAUCCGCCGUGUAUGAAUAUGAUCAUGUUAGUGUGUCUAUCCAUAUUGAGUCUUGGUAGGAGUUGUUGCCAUUCGAAGACGCAACAGCUCGAUUGAACAGAAUACUUCCUUUGCCCUUUCCCUACCAGUCUCUUGGUUUCUGCUUAAUAUAUUGAUGACAAGUAAAUAUUGAAAAUAACGUUUAAUUA
Molecule: messenger RNA, 2456 nt
Organism: Brassica napus (rape)
Lineage: Eukaryota; Viridiplantae; Streptophyta; Magnoliopsida; Brassicales; Brassicaceae
Product: FBD-associated F-box protein At4g10400-like
Exons: 3
Coding region: 762-2012 (416 amino acids)
Molecular function (GO): protein binding
Source: RefSeq, a predicted model, not a curated record